AUGUCCAAGUCAAUCGCCGCCAGCGCCGAGAAGAAGCGCUACAUUAGCAGGGCCGAGAGGGCCAGAAAUCAGCUGCGAUAUGAGAAGGCGAUGGACGCGAAGCGCGAAGCAUGGCGCAAGGAAGGCCUGCGCCGGGCCCGCGCCAAGGCCCGUUUGAUUCGUGAGGGUCGGUGGCCGGUUGUGCCGGCGGCGUAUGAGCGCCGUUAG
Messenger RNA from Coniosporium apollinis CBS 100218, 207 nucleotides. RefSeq lists its product as uncharacterized. The coding region runs from base 1 to 207 and encodes 68 amino acids. The record is from RefSeq and is a predicted model, not a curated record. The transcript has a single exon. NCBI's taxonomy places the organism in Eukaryota, Fungi, Ascomycota, Dothideomycetes.